UCUCGGAAGAACCGGUGCGCGCUCUCGGUCCGCCCACCGAAAAUCGCCGCUGAGCUCAUCGCGCGCCAGGCCGGCACCGUUACGGCAGCGACAACUAUCACUGCUGGUGGCGGCGCGGGCGACUGAGUAAGGAGCGAAAAUGAAAACGUGGAUGCUUCUCAGCGCCUGCCUUCUGCUGACGGGUAUAAGCUCAGCAGAGGGCGCCCCGCAGCAAAAUGGAACCCCCACCGCUGCGGCCAAUUCGGGGGCCGCCGAGGAGGUCUAUGGCUGUAUGUGCGUGCCCAAGGACGAAUGCAAGGAUGACACUGUCGAUGCCAAGGAGAGGCCGCCUGAGGUGGGUGCGAAGAACGAGUGUGGCCCGGAGCAAGUUUGCUGCUUCCACUUGAUCGUGCGCACAGAGAAGACGGUGGAGACCCACUCGUACCUGUUCCCGCUGCCGGAAGUCCAGAACGCCCUCGCCCAAAAAGGGGAAUUCCCGUGGCAGCGCUACACUCCAUGCCACUGCAAGAUGAUCAACCAACAAGCACGCAUCACGAACCGACCGCUGGCAGCGUGCCAGCAGUAUUGCAGGCGUCGCAGCUCGAUGGUGUACGAGUUGACGGAAGGCUUUGAAUCUAGCACAGAAGGCCCGUUCAUAAUAGGCCCCAAGAACAUCCUAAGCACCGCGGACUGCGUACACAAGUUUCAAGGUGAAAAGGCUUCAAAACUCUUUGUUCGUCUUGGGGUCCUGGACCGGAGCAUCUUAGAAAACUCUCCUGUUCAUCAGAACUACACUGUAGACAAGGUGAUUGUGCACCCCAAGUUCAGGUCAGCGCAGAUACGCAACGUUGCCGUCCUUCAGCUGCGGGAAGAGGUUGCCACCACACCGACCAUCGGACGCGUGGUGCUGGCCAAGCCCGAGGACGGCUCUUUCGCUGCCAAGCAUUGCGUCAUCAGUGGCUGGGGCAAGAACCUCAAGCGCGGCUCCUUGUCUUCGGUACUUACCAAGGCCAACGUUAGCAUCGUGGAGAGAACGCCCUGCCAAGCGGCCCUCAGGAAGACCAGGCUGGGUCCAUCGUUCAAGCUCGACGAAGGCUCUAUGUGCGUCGCCGGAGAGGGUGGAGCGGCUGCCUGCCAGGGAGACGACGGUGGACCACUGGUGUGCAAGCGAAGCAGCGAGGAUCGGCCCGUGCUCGUGGGUCUGGUCUCGUACGGUGACCUGCCCUGCGGCCAACUGGGAGUGCCGGCCGUCUACGCGGAUGUGGCCAAAAACAUGGCCUUUAUCACUGAGGCCACGGGUCUGCCCCGUGAGCGCUUCACGAAAGCAUAGAGGGCAUAGCGAAAGGAUUGGGGUUGAUCUGCUGAUGACAACAAUGUGUCUGGUGCCAAACGUCAAGGCCCAGGGAUGGAUGGCAUCGGGACUGGUUCUUGGGUUACCUAGGACUUGCUACACCACAUACUGUACAAAGGUUACACACACAUACCUCUAGCGCCAAUGUACGCUCGACAUUGAGACAUGAAUGCAUGGAAUUUGUGCGCAAUACAAGGGGCGAUACCAUUGUCAAACACAUUUCAUUUAUCUUGGACAAGCGCAUGAUAGUGUACCUCCAAUUUCCCUAGUUAGCAGGUGCGUGUUGAGUUACCCCAACUUCAUAUGCGUAGCACGUUUGUCCACAUAAUGUAAAAAAAUAUGAUACUCCUUUUAACGAGACGGUUACCAUUAUAUAUUGAUUUUGUUGCUCUCAUCACCCAUCUGUGUUUUUGUUCAGUAACCAAUAGAAAAAGUAUGAGGCCGGCCUAAUACAAGAUCAUGCCAGUACGCAUGCUAUGACUUACGGUCGUACUGUGAAAAGUUCAAGUGAAAUCUUUAGUUCAUGUGCGCUAGCCCCCGAGCACCAAAGAGUUGAUUGCACACGUACUCGUCCAAUGAGCGCAAUCUAGCAUUCUGCUACUGAGAUGAAGCCAAUUAAAUGUCGCAUAAUUGUUUUUAUAUGAACGUUUCUAAUAUGCCACAACAUAUUACCAUAACACUUUUGGACUGCGUCAUUUACUGAACUCUCCUUCAGGAUGCCAGCGCUUCGAAUAAAUAAUGGUUAACUACGGAAGAAAAUGCAGUACCUUUAUGACAUUAGAAUCAAGUGCCUGAUAAUCAGAACCAAGGCCUUCCUUCUGAAGACAACACCAUCAUAACUAUCAAUUGGAUACCGGGUCACGCUGCCAUCACGGGUAACUUGUAUGCCGACAGAGCAGCUCGAGAAUUUGCACAUAACCGAGCACUCAUUACGCCGACUGCAGAUGACCCUGACCAAGUUGACCCCGAGUAUUCAGCAAUCCUGAACUACCACAGAGGGAGUCGCUUGCGAUAUCCCCCACCCCAUCGAAUACUAAAGACGGAGGAUGCCGCUGCCUGGCGUAGGCUCCAGACAGGCACUUACACGAACCUACACAUAUUACAUUGCAUGCACCCCACAGCCUACAGGGACGAAUGACCGUGGUGUGGGGCCACACCAACCCUACACCACAUUACGUGGGAGUGCACGCUACACAACAUAGGAACACCAUGACACGAACACCACGAGGGAGCAAUGGGAGGCACUGCUGUCCAGCUCGGCCCUCGACGACCAGCUCAAGCUGAUCCAGAGAGCAGACAAGAUGGCAAGAGCCAGCGGAGCCCUGGACUAGGGGCCCCGGCCAUUAGCGAUGCCCCAUUGGGGCAAGACAAAACCAUCUUCGGAUUAAAGUUUUUUUUUUCCUUCUGAUUGAAGAAAUACAAACAAAAAAGUUCCCUUUUGAAGCAAUACCUAUCCUUUUGGCAUGACGCUCACAAUAAAAUGAAAUGCAUAUAUACAUCUUAGCGACAAGUUCCGCGUAAUUGUUCGCAGAUAUUUAUAACAAUGGCUAGUAAUUAUGCUUUAAAUAAAUGCAACUUCUACCAUAGCACGUUUGUACCAUAGUUGUGUGUGAGCCGUGAGACAAGAUAUACAUUUUUAUUUAAUUUUUCUGUUAUACUACAUUUACUUCCUGCAACCUCACAGUAAAUCGCAUUGAUGUGUAGAGUUACGUUCUCUCUUUUUGAAGAGAUGGAAAUGCAUUUUGACGAUGAUUAUUAUCUUUCACACUAGUUGCUACUUCAUGAGUAGUAGGUAUUCCUUCGACGACCAAACAUUACGCUCAGUUUCUGUAUUACUAAUAGUGACGUGGAGUUCUGUCGUAAUCUAAGUUCUCGAGUGGAAAUAUCCGGGCAAUACAUUUCUGCGCAUAUGGUAUACAUGUUCAAAGCAAAAUAGGGAGUAAAUUGUCAGUACUUUUGUUGUUGUUUGUGUUGCAAUGGCCAUGAAUUGAUGAUAAGGGAUUGUUCUUUAAUCGUUAUACGUACAGAGACAUCAUUGAUCUUUUUUGUAUCCCGUUUUCUACUCAGAAAAAAUAAAAGAGUAA
Molecule: messenger RNA, 3414 nt
Organism: Dermacentor silvarum
Lineage: Eukaryota; Metazoa; Arthropoda; Arachnida; Ixodida; Ixodidae
Product: phenoloxidase-activating factor 2-like
Exons: 9
Coding region: 140-1309 (389 amino acids)
Biological process (GO): proteolysis
Molecular function (GO): serine-type endopeptidase activity
Source: RefSeq, a predicted model, not a curated record